UCACUUAUAAAUAUAUCCAUAAGCUUUAGAGAUACCCACUGGGAGGUGAAUAUAUAAUUGUCUAUAAUUGCAAUGGAUUUAAAUUGCAACUACUUCAAGAUACUUUUAUUCGUGUGUUUUGUACAACUUAGUUUAUCAAAUAAUCAGGUGGAUGCAAAAAAUCAUUCAGUAAUGGAGAAAUAUAUCGGUGAAUAUUAUGGAAAAUACGAUGUUCAGGACUAUCCUCAAGGUUUAAAAAACUACACAGAAGUGUACGAACUAGACAAAGAAAGAGAAAUGCCUAAACUGAUAAUCAAAAAGAUAGGAAAGCAUAAAAAGAAAUGGAAGAAAACGGAAGAAAAGGAGAAAUACAUCAUGAUGAAGAAGAAAAAAAUAUCUAAGAAUAAAAUGAAACGAAAGAAACCUGCGAAGUUUGUGAAAACAGUUAACGAUAAGAAUAAAGAUUCAAAUAUGUCCGGAUCUAAAGAAGUCGACGAUGCAGGACGUAAGCCUGAUAUUGUAGUGCAUAUAUUAAAAUGA
Molecule: messenger RNA, 519 nt
Organism: Papilio polytes (common Mormon)
Lineage: Eukaryota; Metazoa; Arthropoda; Insecta; Lepidoptera; Papilionidae
Exons: 3
Coding region: 73-519 (148 amino acids)
Source: RefSeq, a predicted model, not a curated record